AUGCAUCUGACUUCUUACCUCUCCGUCGCCGUGACGCUCCUCGGCCUUACAACCGCCGCACCCAAGGAGUGUUCUACUAAGCGCUCCCCUGUUCCCAAGCUUGAAGGGGGUCAUUACAUCAUUGACCGCUCUACCAAGUUUGCCAACAAGCAGGUCUGGACGUUCAACGGCAAAACUCUCCCUGAGGGCCUCUACGCCAGCGAUUAUCCUGUUGGCAAGACUCACGUCUUUAAAUCAUCCAACGUCAAGCUUAGCAAUGGCUACCUCGAGCUUACAGUGCCAGGUGGCCAAAAGGCUAAGCCUUACAAGUCCGCCGAAAUUGCUACCGAGAUGGAGAACAUUAUGUAUGCGUCUGUCCGAACGACGGCCAUUCUGAGCGAACCUGCAGGUGUUUGCAACGGAAUGUUCUUCUACGAAUCCGACAGCCAAGAAACUGACAUUGAGUGGCUCUCAGACCCUAAGUCCGAGUCCAACUACGAUGGAAUCCGUCGCUUGUGGUUCACAAACCAGGACCGAGACGGUGACGGCGAGCCUAGCCACAAGGCUGUCCUCCCUCCUUCCAACCCUACUACCACCGAGCAUGAGUACCGAAUCGACUGGACUAAGGACCUUGUCCAGUUCUACGUUGACGGUGUCAAGAUGUGGUCUACCAAGAAGGAUGUUCCCAACGUGCCUGGCCCCUGGAUCUGGAACAACUGGUCUAACGGUGACAAGGGCUGGAGCGCUGGUCCUCCCAAGCAGACCGCUGUUUUCAAGAUCAAGAAGAUCGAGAUGUACUACAACACUGCCUAA
Molecule: messenger RNA, 792 nt
Organism: Fusarium venenatum
Lineage: Eukaryota; Fungi; Ascomycota; Sordariomycetes; Hypocreales; Nectriaceae
Product: concanavalin A-like lectin/glucanase domain-containing protein
Biological process (GO): carbohydrate metabolic process
Molecular function (GO): hydrolase activity, hydrolyzing O-glycosyl compounds
Source: RefSeq, a predicted model, not a curated record